AUGUUUCUGAUCAUGGAUGAGCAGACACAGGCAUAUGUUUUGUUCAUCAUUUCAUUGGCUAGUCUUAUUAUUUACUGUAUCACAGUUUUUGCUUUGAUGGUCUCCCUGUUUAGUGGGUGGCUGUGUUUAUAUCAGCAAACUGUUCCUCCAGUGGAACACGAAUUACCAGGUGUGUCUGUUAUCAAACCUCUGAUGGGACUGGACCCACUACUGGAAGAAAAUCUGGAAAGUCAUUUCCAGAUUUGCUAUCCACAGAUUGAAUUGUUGUUUUGUGUACAAGAUGAUAAAGACCCAGCUAUUGAUCUUGUGCGGCGUCUCAGGGAAAAGUAUCCAAAGGUUGACUCCCAUCUUUUUAUUGGUGGUAAGAAUGGUAUAAUAAAUCCCCUUGUACAUAAUAUGGCCCCUGCCUAUGAUGCUGCAAAAUAUAAAUAUAUCUGGAUUAGCACGAGUCGCAUUAAAGCCAACUCUGAUAUUUUAUAUGAUAUGGUUGGCAAAAUAAUGAAACCAAAUGUAGGUCUUGUUCAUCAGAUGCCUUUUACAACAGACCAUAUUGGAUUUGCAGCUGCUAUUGAAAAAGUGUAUUUUGGCUGUGUUGUGCCUCGGUACUUUCUUGCACUCAACAUGUUGGGUUUCACUUGUUUUGUGGGCAUGUCUUACCUUGUUAAAAAGGCAGCACUAGAUGAAGUUAAUGGUUUAGCCUGGUAUGGAAGAUAUCUUGCAGAGGACUUCUAUUUAGGAAGAGCUUUACGUAAAUGUGGUUACAAAUUAGUCGUGUCAGCAUUUCCAGCCCAACAAAAUGUUGGGAUGUUAUCAGUUUGCAGUUAUAAAGACAGAAUGGUGAGAUGGGUCCGUCUACGCCUUAGCAUGAUUCCUCUGAUAACCGUUGUGGUAGAACCUCUUACAGAAUGUUUUCCUGUUGGUCUUUAUGGUGCCUGGUGCAUCAAUCAUUUCUUUGGAAUUAAUCCAUAUUACAUAUUUUCAUUCCAUGUGGCAGGAUGGUUACUUUUAGAUUAUUUACUACUAAGAAAUAUCCAGAGGAAAACCCUUGCAUUUUCCAACCUGCGGUUCCUAUUGGCCUGGAUAAGUCGAGAAUUAAUGACAAUAUUGAUUGUAGUUGAAGUUAUCAUGAACCCUCAUGUUGGCGGGGGAGGCCUUUGUCUCCUUCUGUUUUAUGUCUUCUUCCCUUCUUUCUCUAUGUUUCUCACUCUCCUCCAUCUCAUCACCCCCUCCUUUUUUUCCCUAGUUUUCAUUUCUUUCAAAGAAAUUGCAAUCUUGUAUAAUCUCUUCUUUUCCCUGAUAGCAUCCUUCACUUCUUUCUUCCACCAAGCUGUUACUUUUCUGUUUCUUCCUCUUGUCUUUUUAGUACCACAAACUUCUUUCAAUGUGUCCAGAAAGGCUAUCUUGAAGUUGCAAGCUGUUCUAUGGUCACUAUGUGGACUCAGGUGUUUUGUUCACGGUGUUCUUCACUCACCAACUCUGCUGUUAAAGUCUCCCAUGACAUAUAGGUUUGUCUGGGAUGCAGUUGAUGGUGUCCAAGUAUUCUCCAAAGAAGAAGUCUCUCUCUUCUUCAGAUUAAGAGUCAUUACAUGGUGUGUACACUUGAAUGUAGUUGGUGAUAUUAUUUCCCUCUCUGAUGCCAAUCUUCAUGAGUCUCUCUGA
This is a messenger RNA of Acanthosepion pharaonis, 1659 nucleotides long. The record is from the annotation of a GenBank genome assembly. NCBI's taxonomy places the organism in Eukaryota, Metazoa, Mollusca, Cephalopoda, Sepiida, Sepiidae.